AUGAUUUCCACCCGUAACAUCCGUGUCAUCGUCUCCGUGUUGGCGAUCUUCGGGAUCGUGACGUUCUUCGCCAUGUCCCAGAACUCCCUCGGAGACAAUGUCCAGCGAGUCCAACCCGCGGCCAGCUCCGACGACCACGUCCCUUUCAAAGAACACCCUGAACCAAACAACAUCAAGGGCACUCCCCAGAGCGUGGAUCCGCCAUACUCCCAGAGUGACAAGGCUGGUGGCGCCAACUCCAAGCCCAAGGUCAUUGCUGACAAGAUCGGAACCGACACUCCCACCAGUGGUGAUUCCAAGCCAGCCGCUGGAACUGCUGCCAAGGCGCCAGCUGGUGGAUCCAAGCCCAAGACGGGAGUCUCUGGCACCUGUGACAAGAAGGAAUACGUGGUGAUGAUUGACGCAGGAUCCACUGGGUCUCGUGUGCAUGUGUAUGAGUUUGAUACCUGUCAAGCUCCACCCAAAUUGUUAAAGGAAGAGUUCAAGAUGUUGAAUCCCGGAUUGUCGUCGUUCGACACUGACACCAAGGGUGCCGCUGCGUCCUUAGACCCCUUGUUGAAGGUGGCUUUAGAGACGGUGCCAAAGGACAAGCAGGCAUGCACUCCUGUAGCCGUCAAGGCUACAGCAGGCUUGAGAAUGUUGGGUGAGGAAAAGGCCAACAACAUCUUGGCUGAGGUCAGAAGACAUCUCGAAAAAGACUACCCAUUUGCAGUGGUCGAGGGUGACGGUAUCUCCAUCAUGGACGGCAGAGACGAGGGUGUAUACGCCUGGGUCACUGCCAACUACUUGUUGGGCAACAUUGGGUCUUCCGAAAAGACUCCCACUGCUGCUGUGUUUGACUUAGGUGGAGGCUCCACCCAGAUUGUUUUCGAGCCAGAAUUCGGCAACAAUGAGAAGAUGGUUGAAGGCGAGCACAAGUACGAAUUCCUGUUUGGCGACAGAGAUUUCACCUUGUACCAAUAUUCGCACUUGGGCUUUGGAUUGAUGCAAGGCAGAAACAAGAUUAACGGCUUGGUUGUGCAAUCAGCCCUUAAUAGCAACCCUGAGGUAUCCAAGUCCAAGAUUAGCUCCAAGGCCGAUGCCAAGAAGGCCAAAGCCACCCUCACCAUCAACAACCCAUGCAUUGCUCCAGGAGUUGUCGCUGAAAACGUUCUUGUCGAGCUCGGUGCAGAUGAAUUCUACGUGGUCAACAUGAAGGGCCCUUCAGUCGCCAACGGAGCCCAGUGCCGGUUCCUUGCUGAAAAAGUGUUAGACAAGGAGAAGGAGUGUACCACCAAGCCAUGCUCUUUCAACGGUGUGCACCAACCUUCGUUGACCAAGGCGUUCAGAAGAUCUUCUGACAUGUAUGUGUUUUCUUUCUUCUACGACAGAACCAACCCAUUGGGAUUCCCCUCGUCUUUCACGGUGGAGGAAUUGACCGAGUUGGCCAAGGUGGUGUGUAACGGUGAGCUGUUGUGGAAGGACGUGUUGUUAGACGAUCAUGUCAAGCAAUUGAAAGAAGAGCCUCAAUGGUGCUUGGAUUUAUCGUUCGUCACUGCUCUUUUGCACACUGGUUACGAUAUUCCUUUGCACAGAGAAUUGAGAACUGCCCAGAAGAUCGAUAACAACGAAAUUGGAUGGUGCUUGGGUGCCUCAUUGCCGUUGUUGGAUGGAAAGGGCUGGAAAUGUCGUAUUGACCAGGUUGCCUAG
Molecule: messenger RNA, 1689 nt
Organism: Suhomyces tanzawaensis NRRL Y-17324
Lineage: Eukaryota; Fungi; Ascomycota; Pichiomycetes; Serinales; Debaryomycetaceae
Gene: GDA1
Product: guanosine diphosphatase
Exons: 1
Coding region: 1-1689 (562 amino acids)
Biological process (GO): protein N-linked glycosylation; nucleoside diphosphate catabolic process
Cellular component (GO): Golgi apparatus; membrane
Molecular function (GO): UDP phosphatase activity; GDP phosphatase activity
Source: RefSeq, a predicted model, not a curated record